Molecule: messenger RNA, 1403 nt
Organism: Vicugna pacos (alpaca)
Lineage: Eukaryota; Metazoa; Chordata; Mammalia; Artiodactyla; Camelidae
Product: olfactory receptor 6N1
Biological process (GO): G protein-coupled receptor signaling pathway
Cellular component (GO): membrane
Molecular function (GO): G protein-coupled receptor activity; olfactory receptor activity
Source: RefSeq, a predicted model, not a curated record
AGUCUAAUGAUAAGAGUGGAUGCUCUGAAGGAGGCUGGUGACAGUGAUUGCGGGGAAGGAUUGACUUCUUAACACAUGUACUGAGAGAGCUUUACUCUGGAGGUGGAGCAGUGGGUCAAAAGCACUUUGAGGGUUGCCUUCUUCUUAGGAUUUCUUUGGCUCAACUGUCUUUCUCAUCCUUCUAUACGUACGUUCCAGGGUAUGAACGGUGAGCAAUGAACCCCGGGAAUUGGAGCCAGGUAGCAGAGUUCAUCAUCUUGGGCUUUCCCCAUCUUCAGGGUGUUCAGGCUUAUCUCUUUCUCUUGCUACUUCUAAUCUACCUCACCACUGUCCUGGGGAACCUGCUGAUAUUCCUGCUGGUCUGCCUGGACUCCCGGCUCCACACACCCAUGUACCGCUUCAUCAGCAUUCUCUCCUUCCUGGAGCUUGGCUACACAGCUGCCACCAUCCCCAAGAUGCUGUGGAACUUGCUCAGUGAGAAGAAAACCAUUUCUUUCUCUGGAUGCCUUCUGCAGAUCUAUUUCUUUCACUCUCUUGGGGCUACAGAGUGCUAUCUCCUCACAGCUAUGGCUUACGACAGGUACUUAGCCAUCUGCCAGCCUCUCCACUACCCUACUCGCAUGACGCUGGCACUCUGUGUCAAGAUUGUGGUUGGCUGUUGGUUGGGAGGCUUGGCUGGACCAGUGGCUGAAAUUUCCUUGGUCUCCCGCCUUCCUUUCUGUGGCCCCAAUCGCAUUCAGCACAUCUUUUGUGAUUUCCCUCCUGUGCUGAGCUUAGCAUGUACUGACACCUCUGUCAAUGUCCUAGUGGACUUUGUCAUCAACUCCUGCAAGAUCCUGGCCACCUUUCUGUUGAUCUUUAGCUCCUAUGUGCAGAUCAUCCGCACAGUGCUCAGAAUUCCUUCAGCUGCAGGUAAGAGGAAGGCCUUCUCCACGUGUGCCUCCCACCUCACUGUGGUUCUCAUCUUCUACGGGAGCAUCCUCUUCAUGUAUGUGCGGCUAAAGAAAAGCUACUCGCUGGACCACGACCGGGCCCUGGCGGUGGUCUACUCAGUGCUCACACCCUUCCUAAACCCCUUUAUCUACAGCUUGCGCAACAAGGAGAUCAAAGAGGCUGUGAGGAGGCAAUUGAAGAGGACAGGGAUCCUGGAGUGAAGGGGGAGGAGGCAGGCCAAGUGCGAAGCUGAGGAUUCGGUGACCUUGGGGAUCUUCGGUAGCCACUGAUGAAGUGUCAAGCAUUCAGGGCUUUUCUACACUGGAUACUGAACUGGUGCAAAUGCUACCUAGUUUUCAGUGUUAAUGCAACCAUUAUACUAUCUGCUGCAGCCACGUGCAACUUGAAACCGGAGACGGGAAAAGUACACUUUCUCUCCAGCAAUACGAUGCAGUGCAGCGAUUUUCAAA